AUGAAUUCAGCUCUCGCUUCAUUAACAGAAACCUACACAGACUCAGAGAAUGAGGAUAAUCAUGAAGACGAUGUUUCAAGAUUAGAUCCUGAAGAGAAACAAAUAAAAGCAGAAAUAAUAAUCCAGCCAAAGAAAAGUUCAAAGCAUCCUCGUCGUUUAGUGAGUUAUAAUGACAAUGAAGCUCAUGAAGAUGCAUCUGAUGAUGAGCUUAAUACAUCAGAAGAGAUUCCACCUGAGAAAGAUAAUGAAACCGAAGAGGAAGAAGAUGGAGGAGAUAAAUUUGCCAAAUAUUUCAAGAAAUAUGGAUUUCAUUUACCUCCGGAGCCUAAGACAAAAUCAGAUCCAAAACUUCAAGAAACGAUAUCAAACAUCUAUCAAAAGAUCAAGAAUUCAGAAUUUGAUCUCAACCAAUAUAUUCAGGAGAAGAAAGAAUUUCGUAAUCCGAGUAUUUAUGAUAAGCUCAUUCAAUUUUUUGACUUAAAUGAGCUAGGGACAAACUUUCCUCCUGAAAUUUAUGAUGUUUCUAUAUACGGACCAGAAUCUUACUAUGAAGAACUUGCAAAAGCACAAAAGCAAGAAAUGGACAAAUUAGAAAAGCAAAAGAAAGAAAACAUAAAAACCGAAGUGAUUGUGAAAGAAUCGACAAAAAGAAAAUCAAAAUGGGAUCAGCAAGCUCCAGUUAGUGUAACUUCAUCCAUUACAACAUCAUCUUCGUCAACAUCUGGGAAAACGACUGUCAUCUCAGCUUUUGGUACACUUAAGAAACCGAAAGUAUGA
This is a messenger RNA of Clunio marinus, 777 nucleotides long. Lineage: Eukaryota; Metazoa; Arthropoda; Insecta; Diptera; Chironomidae. The record is from the annotation of a GenBank genome assembly.